CAUUCACGCUGUCGCUGUUGUCGGGUCAAAAUUUUUUUAGAAUAGUAGAAUUAAUUAAUUGAUUCACAAUAAAUAAUUAUUGGAUCGUUAAAUAAUCAAAACCGCAUAGGGCGUCAGCAAUUCAUAUCACAUUUUAGGCACAAGAAAUUCGUUGCUUCGGAGUUCGGUUUAAACGAAAGAAAAUAAAAAGAAAAAGCAUUUUUUCGUUGCGUGUGUGAAGAAGAAGCAAAAACCAAAAGUAAACGCGGUGUACACACGAAAUUGUUGCUAACGAAAAGAAAGGCCAAGCAAAUAAGGCAAAUAAAUUAACACGCGCGCCAAUUAGUCAUUGUUGUUUUUGCUGCGGAUGGAAGACGUCAUUGAAAUUAGCGAUAGCGAACGCGAGGAAUCCUCAUCAACCUCAGAAAUGGACGUGGACACGCAGGAAGUGAACAACUCUGCAGCUGAUGCCGAGCAAAUUGUGCCAAAGGACGCGGCAACCAUUGCUGAAGAGAAAAAGAAACUGGGCAACGAUCAGUACAAGGCACAAAACUAUCCCAGCGCACUCAAAUUGUAUUCGGAUGCCAUUUCGCUGUGUCCCGACUCUGCGGCGUAUUAUGGAAACCGUGCUGCCUGCUACAUGAUGCUGCUCAACUAUAACAGUGCCCUGACGGAUGCUCGACAUGCCAUUCGCCUCGAUCCCAGCUUCGAGAAGGCCUAUGUGCGUGUGGCGAAAUGUUGCCUAGCGCUGGGCGACAUCAUCGGAACGGAGCAGGCGGUUAAAACGGUGGCCGAACUCGAUUCGCAGAGCAAGGCGCUGAGCAGCGAACAGCAGGCGGUGCAGAAGCUGCGACAACUGGAGACAACCAUACAGAGCAACUACGACAGUCAGGCCUAUCGCAAUGUGGUCUUCUAUCUGGACAGUGCACUGAAGCUGGCGCCCGCUUGUCUGCGUUAUCGCUUGUUAAAAGCCGAAUGUCUGGCUUAUUUGGGACGUUGCGAUGAGGCUUUAGAUUUGGCCGUAGGUGUCAUGAAAUUGGACAGCAACUCGGCGGAUGCGAUCUAUGUGCGUGGCUUGUGCCUCUACUAUACGGACAAUCUGGAGAAGGGCAUCUUGCACUUUGAGCGUGCGUUGCAAUUGGAUCCCGAUCAUCACAAGUCGAAGAAAAUGCGCAGCAAGUGCAAACAGCUCAAGGAGAUGAAGGAGAAUGGCAACAUGUUGUUCAAAUCGGGACGGUAUCGUGAAGCGCAUGUUGUCUACACCGAUGCCCUGAAGAUCGAUGAGCACAACAAGGACAUCAACUCAAAGCUGCUGUACAAUCGUGCCUUGGUUAACACACGCAUCAGUGCAUUACGCGAGGCGGUGGCCGAUUGCAAUCGCGUGCUCGAGCUGAAUGCACAGUAUCUGAAGGCGUUGCUGUUGCGUGCACGGUGUCACGGUGAUCUGGAGAAGUUCGAGGAGGCGGUGGCCGACUAUGAGACGGCACUGCAGCUGGAGAAGACGCCAGAGAUAAAGCGUCUGUUGCGUGAUGCAAAGUUUGCCUUAAAGAAGUCGAAGCGCAAGGAUUACUACAAAAUCCUGGGCAUUGCACGGAAUGCCACUGAGGAUGAGAUUAAGAAGGCGUAUCGCAAGAAGGCGCUCGUCCAUCAUCCGGACAGGCAUGCGGGCAGCAGUCUGGAGGUGCGCCAGGACGAGGAAAUCAAAUUCAAGGAGGUGGGCGAGGCAUACGCCAUCCUAUCCGAUGCGAGAAAGAAGCAACGUUACGACAGUGGCCAAGACAUUGAGGAGCAAGAGCAAGCUGACUUCGAUCCAAACCAGAUGUUCCGAUCGUUCUUCCAGUUUGGCGGCGGCGGCGGACGCAAUGCGUCGUUCAACUUUGAGUACUAAGCCUCCCAACUGCUCCCAAUCUACAGACUUGUAACACAAAAAACAAAACUCCAGACUAGCGUUCAGCGUCAUCGCCACAGAUAUAUACCUAUAUAUACAACAUAUAUAUAUAUAUAUCAUCAUUAUAACAACAUUUGCGGCAACUCACGCACAAAUCAAAGUUUAUGCAUUUUACAGACAUAUUCUUCUGAUCAUUUCUUUUUUUUUUUUGUCCUCAACUCAAUUGAUUAUUGACAAAUCAUGCGCCAAGUUUGCAACUUGAUGCCUUUUUAGCCUUAUUCUGUUUGGCAAAAUAUACACAAAUACAACAAAAUGUUAUAAAGAAAUUGUAGACUUGUAAAAUAA
This is a messenger RNA of Drosophila sulfurigaster albostrigata, 2212 nucleotides long. RefSeq names its product dnaJ homolog subfamily C member 7 (gene Tpr2). The record is from RefSeq and is a predicted model, not a curated record. Gene Ontology annotation, molecular function: protein binding. NCBI's taxonomy places the organism in Eukaryota, Metazoa, Arthropoda, Insecta, Diptera, Drosophilidae. The coding region runs from base 347 to 1867 and encodes 506 amino acids. The transcript is spliced from 4 exons.